AAUUAAAGAAUACUGUCGACGGAAGCGUUAACAACACCGCUUCUGGUGGAGGAGCAUCUAAUUCAAAUCCCGUGGCAACAAGCGUCCCACUCAGUUCAAAGAUCCAGAAUACUUCAACAGUUGCCGGUAACGAAACAACAAACAAUAAAUGUCUGGAGUCCACCAGCAAAAGAAGGGAUAACGAUGGUGCUUCAAUUUCCAGUUCGACUUCAACCAAACCCCUCGCAGAGAAGUUUCUUUAGCAAAAAAUUAUGGGCUUUCUAUCCACAGCCCAAGAAGCCUCCUCCGCGGAAUUAUCAAGUAUAGGUAUUUCAAAAAAUAUGUGCGAAAAUAGUAAUAAUAGACAGAUAGGAAAAGACAAACAUCAGAUUAACGAAACAAAUUCAAAUGGAUUCAUUGUCACUGGAAAUAAACCAAUCAAAAGCGCUGCUCCAACACUACCAAUGCUUUCCCCCCAUUCGCCAAUUCAUCCAAAUUUCCAUCCAACUAAUCAGAAUAAUAAACUUUCCGGUCGAUAUAUAAAUAACAAAGUACCACCACCACCACAACCCCCACAUAAAGAUGUGAAAGAAGUAUAUCAGAAAAACGCCGCAGCUGUGUGCAGCUGCGAUAAAGUAAAUGCAUCUAAUGGGUCCGAUUCAAAGAAGACUAAUUCCACGAAUAAAUCGAUUUCAAAAACACAUCAUCCAUCAAAACAUGACACUGAACUGUAUUCCAUUCCAUCGAAUCGCACAAGAAACAAUCUAUAUGAAGUCGCAAAUGGAUCUGAGGACACAACUACAUCAAAUAGUGGCGUUAAAAAGAAAAUUAAAUCUCCAUUUCAUCAAAAAAAUCAUUUUCAGCAAGCAAUUAUUGUUUCCGACGAACACGAAAAUAAUACUUCCGUUAAUCUUGGAAUGCCCAUUAGUGGUCAGUGCUCCAGGGACUUAGACAAUCAUAUUAAUCGACAACAAACAUUUACCAUUAGCAAAUCGGAGCAAACUUCACCAAAUAAUUUGGAUGUGAACAAAACAAAUUUUUCAUAUGAUAAAACAAAUAGAAGUACCGGCUGCUUAGCAUAUCCGACGGAUCCGUGGAUUAAGAAAAAAGAAACCCGAUUGGGUAGCAUCGCUAAAUUGGAAAAAAAUAUAAGUUUACCAUGUAGUAUUGAUCCCUGGGUCAAACGUCAAUCUUCUGAGGGCCCUUUGGAAACAUCACAAGCUCAGAGGAAAAGCCGAUUUCAACAAAUAAAAUCUAUUUCUUCCAGAAAAAUCGAACUUUAUUCCGUAUCAUAUGAUAAAUCAUACUUUUUGGAACCACAACAUAAACAGGCUGGUGGCGAGCUGAGCACAAUGUUAUCCGCUCCAUCUUCCCCACAAUAUUUAAACGCGCCAGAUAACAUAUUUAUGGCAACAAAUCUAAUAUCAAAACAGGAUUCCCAAGUUAAAUCAGCGAGUUUUUCACCCGGUAGACGAAAGGAAUUUCAAAAUCCAUUUACAGAGCCUAAACAUGAAGCACCACCAGGCAUAAAUCCAAUUAAAUCCAAUGUUUAUCAUGACAAUCCGACGUCAAACAGAUUACUUAAAAAGGAAACUUCAAAUCGAAACCUACUUACCGUUUUUCACCCCAGUCUUUCUCAAGCUAGACAUAGUUUUUCAUCUCUAUCUACUCAGUCCACUGACGAGUUGCAGCUUAAUAUCCGCCGAUUAUCAGAUCAAAUGCGUCAGGAGCCUUUGGAAAAGAUUGCACCAUUGUCUGCGAGCCAUUGCAAUGUGAAUAAGAACUCCAAACAUAAUUGCGAAGACGAUCAAGGGGAUAAUUCAAAUAAAGCGGCACUGGGACAAAGCUUUACGGAAGACUUUCUGACCAUAAAACAGAUCGCAAAAGAUUCAGCAAGCAAUAGCAAAACGCCCUUCACCAUUAACCUCAAGCCUGAUCCAUUACUAGAAACCACCUGUUAAAGCCCUUAUUUAAAGUGAACCACACAGCUCAACGUCGAUAUUACAAUGUCUAUUACAUUCAAAUUCAUAUAACAAAAAAAGAAAAAAACAAAAAAAAUACUGCACACACACACGAA
Messenger RNA from Drosophila willistoni, 2056 nucleotides. RefSeq names its product alpha/beta hydrolase domain-containing protein 17B. Gene Ontology annotation, molecular function: palmitoyl-(protein) hydrolase activity. NCBI's taxonomy places the organism in Eukaryota, Metazoa, Arthropoda, Insecta, Diptera, Drosophilidae. Gene Ontology annotation, cellular component: plasma membrane; endosome membrane. The transcript has 2 exons. Gene Ontology annotation, biological process: protein depalmitoylation. The coding region runs from base 252 to 1940 and encodes 562 amino acids. The record is from RefSeq and is a predicted model, not a curated record.